AGAAAUUUUUCUGCGAAAUGGCCAUUCCGACAGAGUGAAAUGGCUCUCUCGACUCACUGAGUCUCGACUAGCACUGGCUCGCCGGCGACCGGAAUCGUCCGAAAUGGACACGCACUCUGCUCACCUGGCCGCCCAGAACCGCUCCCGCAGCUCCCAGACCCCUUCCCCUUCCCACUCCGCCGCCUCCGCCUCCGCCACAUCCUCCAUCCACCUCAAGCGCAAGCUCUCCGCCGCCAACGCCGCCGCCUCCGAGGACCAUGCCCCACCCUUUCCCCCCUCCUCCAUCUCCGCCGACACCCGGGACGGCGCCCUUACCUCCAACGACGACCUCGAGAGCAUCUCCGCCCGCGGCGGCGUUGGCGACUCGGACUCGGAGUCGGAUGUGGACGCCGCCAUGGACGACGACGAGGAGGACUUCGACAACGACAACAACGGCGGGUCCUCCAUCCGCACGUUCACCGUCGCUCGGCUCGAGAGCGCUGCAGCCUCGGGGCGGAACCCGAAGAUCAAGUCAGAGAACCCUGCGGUGAAGCUCGAGAAGGAGGAUGGUGCGAAGGACGGCGGUUCUGCCGCUGGAGCAGCUCCGGCUGGGCAAGCUGCUGCUGCUGCUGCGAGCUCGGGCCCCGGAAUUGGGGCCAAGGAUGAUGACGUGAAUGUAUUCACCGAGAAUAUACAGACCAGUGGAGCUUAUAGUGCCAGAGAGGAGUGUUUGAAGAGAGAGGAGGAAGCGGGAAAACUCAAGUUCGCAUGCUAUUCAAAUGAUGGUGUGGACGAGCAUAUGAUUUGGCUAAUAGGAUUGAAGAAUAUAUUUGGCAGGCAACUUCCCAACAUGCCAAAAGAAUAUAUUGUUCGUCUUGUUAUGGAUAGAAGCCACAAGUCAGUGAUGGUAAUUAGACGUAAUCAUGUUGUUGGUGGUAUCACAUAUCGUCCAUAUCCCAGUCAAAAGUUUGGAGAGAUAGCAUUUUGUGCUAUCACAGCAGAUGAGCAAGUAAAAGGUUACGGAACAAGGUUGAUGAACCACUUAAAACAGCAUGCCCGUGACGUUGAUGGUCUAACUCAUUUUCUGACUUAUGCUGAUAAUAAUGCAGUCGGUUACUUCAUCAAGCAGGGUUUCACAAAGGAGAUUCACCUGGAAAAAGAAAGAUGGCAAGGCUAUAUCAAAGACUAUGAUGGGGGAAUUCUAAUGGAAUGCAAGAUUGAUCCCAAACUUCCAUAUACUGAUUUAUCAACUAUGAUUCGGCGUCAAAGGCAGGUGAUUGAUGAAAAAAUAAGGGAAUUCUCUAACUGCCACUAUGUAUAUUCUGGAAUUGAAGUUAAGAAGAAUGAUGCUGGGAUUCUGCAGGAAUCACUCAAAGUAGAGGAUAUCAAAGGCUUGAGAGACGCUGGGUGGACUCCUGAUCAAUGGGGUUAUUCAAGGUUCAGAUCCUUAAGUUCUUCCGGAGAGGGUGCCCUUAACCAGAAGCGCUUAACUGCUUUCAUGCGCUCGCUUCUCAAGUCAAUGCAUGACCACGUUGAUGCUUGGCCGUUCAGGGAGCCAGUAGAUCGUCGUGAUGUUCCUGACUAUUAUGACAUCAUUAAAGAUCCUAUGGAUUUGAAAACAAUGUCGAAGAGAGUAGAGUCAGAGCGGUAUUAUGUGACGCUUGAGAUGUUCAUAGCAGAUGUCAAGAGGAUGUUUGCUAAUGCACGGACUUACAACUCUCCCGAGACCAUCUACUACAAAUGCGCAACAAGGCUGGAAGCACACUUCCAGAGCAAGGUUCAGUCAGGUCUUCAAUCGGCUACCGGUAAAAUUCAGUCGUAGAGCCGACAUGGUGAGUUAUACCAAUGGUGGGAGGAUAUAGUUACUGUAUCAUUAUUGGCUUGAAAGCUCUAGGAAGAAAUAGUCAACCUUGUACCUACACAAUUCGGUGAUCAUGUUGUAUAUCUAUAGGUGGUAUUGCAUUUUCAUUAUUUCUAGACUAUAUUUCGCUGGUCGUCAGCCUUGUCGAAGUCGCAUCCGAUGGAUAGACCAAAUGGUUGAGGGUUAUAUUCGAGCUGUUGUUGAUUAUAGCUGUACGGUUGUGCUCCAUUUGUAUCGACUAAUGCUUUAACCGAACACACUCUCCUUGUAUCGCAUGUCUAUGAAUCUUACUGUAGCAAUGUAUUGGUAUGGCUGUAUGAAAGUUUUGAGUCAGUGAGGGUCAGUUCCGUGCACUUGGUUGAAGGGGUUGACUAUCCCAACAGCAAUAGAAACAUUUUCGAUGGCCGUGCAGUUGCCCAGAUGCAGCUUUAUAGAUACAUUUCGAAUCUUUGUUUACGGGGGAAGGCCAAGGAGAUAGAUAGAGAGAGAGAUGGUUAUGUCAUGCCAUGUCUUAAACCGACUCUAUACGAGGAGAGCUCGUAGUUAGGGCUUGGGACAUCCUAAAUAAAUGUUUCGAUGCGGUAUGGCAAUGAGUUGCCUUUAUA
This is a messenger RNA of Punica granatum (pomegranate), 2445 nucleotides long. The record is from RefSeq and is a predicted model, not a curated record. NCBI's taxonomy places the organism in Eukaryota, Viridiplantae, Streptophyta, Magnoliopsida, Myrtales, Lythraceae.